Acinonyx jubatus (cheetah) is the source of this 5530-nucleotide messenger RNA. It is a transcript of the gene DNAAF4, whose product is annotated as dynein axonemal assembly factor 4. Gene Ontology annotation, biological process: outer dynein arm assembly; inner dynein arm assembly; heart development. Gene Ontology annotation, molecular function: nuclear estrogen receptor binding. Lineage: Eukaryota; Metazoa; Chordata; Mammalia; Carnivora; Felidae. The record is from RefSeq and is a predicted model, not a curated record. Bases 306 to 1751 code for a protein of 481 amino acids. The transcript has 10 exons.
ACAGAAUCCAAAGCAGGCUCCAGGCUUCUAGCUGUCAGCACAGAUCCCCAAGGGGACUCGAACCCAAGAAUCCUAAGAUCAUCAUCUGAACUGAAGUGGGAUGCUUAAGGGACUGAGCCACCCAGGCUCCUCCUCCCACCCACCCCCCCUUUUUUUUUCCAUUCACAGGCGCAAGCCUUUUUUCUUAAGACGAAGGCCUAUUUCUUUGGUGAUUCACUCAGACCGCAGGUACCGGAUAAGAGCCAGAGAGGUGGCAUCACCGGCGGCAAGAUGCCCCGGCAGUCACAAGAGAAGCUCACGGGGCGAUGAAAAGGCGGUGGAAGGGGCGCGCCCGGGGCACGCUGGGAACGCGGGGCGCCGCAGCCGGGCCUGACCCGGAAGGGCUGGCGCUUGGUAACCCCGGCUUCCCUAGCAACCGAGCAGGUGCUUGUCCUAAACAGCCGAAUCCUCGGUUACUACCGCCUCCCGAGAUGCCUCUGCAGGUUAGCGAUUACACCUGGCAGCAGACGAAGACUUCGGUGUUUAUCUCUGUGCCCCUCCGAGGCGUCUCCGUCAGAGAUGCGGACGUGUUCUGCACGGAAAACUAUCUGAAGGUCAACUUUCCUCCAUUUUUAUUUGAAGUGUUUCUCUGUGCGCCCAUAGAUGAUGAGAACAGCAAAGCCAAGAUUGGGAAUGACACUAUUAUAUUCACCUUAUAUAAAAAAGAAGUGGCCAUGUGGGAAACCCUUUCACUGUCAGGUGUUGACAAAGAGAUGAUGCAAAGAAUAAGGGAAAAAUCUAUUUUACAAGCACAAGAAAGAGCAAAAGAAGCUACAGAAGCAAAGGCUGCAGCAAGGCGAGAAGAUCAAAAAUAUGCACUAAAUGUUAUGAUGCAGAUUGAAGAAGAGGAGAGGAAAAAAAUAGAAGAUAUGAAAGAAAAUGAACGAAUGAAAGCAACUAAAGAAUUGGAAGCCUGGAAGGAAUGUCAAAGAAAAGCUGAAGAACAAGAAAGAAUUCAUAGAGAAGAGAAAUUCUGUGAACAAGAAAAGCAAAUUGAAGAAGAGAGAAAAAAAUUAAAACAUAAAAGCCAUACUAGAAUUUCAGCAUCUAGAAAUCUUGCCAUUAAAGCCACGAAGGUUUUCAAAAGAAGAAAUUCAGAAAAUAUAUUUUUGGAGAAGUUAAAGGAAAAUAGUAUUCCUGCUCCUCGCUCUGUUGGCAGUAUUAAAAUCAACUUUACCCCUCGAGUAUUUCCAACUGCUCUCCGGGAAUCACAAGUAGCAGAAGAAGAGGAGUGGUUGCACAAACAAGCGGAAGCACGGAGAGCAUUGAAUACUAAUAUUCCUGAACUUUCUGAUUUAAAAGAAGAAGAAAAGAAUCCAGAAUGGCUGAAGGACAAAGGAAACAAAUUGUUUGCAACAGAAAACUAUUUGGCAGCUAUUAAUGCAUAUAACUUAGCCAUAAGACUAAAUAACAAGAUUCCACUAUUGUAUUUGAAUCGGGCUGCUUGCCACCUAAAACUAAAAAACUUACACAAGGCCAUCGAAGAUUCUUCUAAGGCACUAGAAUUACUGACACCACCUGUUGCAGACAAUGCUAAUGGAAGAAUGAAGGCACAUAUACGACGUGGAACAGCAUUCUGUCAACUAGAAUUGUAUGUAGAAGGCUUACAGGAUUAUGAAGCUGCACUUAAGAUUGACCCGUCCAAUGAAAUUGUGCAAAAUGAUGCUGAGAAGAUUCGGAAUAUAAUUCAAGGAACAGAACUAAAAUCUUAAUGACUGCUGAAGCAACUAGGUAUUGUACUAGAUAUUGUUUGAAGUUUUAAAAAAAUAACUGGAGACAUUAGGAAUAUUUGUAAAUAUGGCUGAUUGUGCAAAAUCACUUUCUCUUUAGUUCUCUAGUUCUGUAGAGGGCAAAAUCUAUAGAUUUAUAUAUUACAAAUCUAUGGAAAAUUAAAUGUGUGACUUGAAUGGUUUCUGAAUAAGUAAAUCAAAACAAGAAUGAUUUAAUUCUUCUUUAAUACACAGAUUAAUUAUAUAUACAUAUACAUAUAUAUGUACUUACAUAUACAUACAUAUGUAUAUAUGUAUAUAUAUAUUGUUGUUGUUGUUACUGAAUUCAACUUACCCUUAAAACUAACCAAAUAUUUGUUGGUGUGAUGAGUAUUAAGACAUGGAUUCAUUUUUGACAAGGUAAAAUUUGAAAAUAAAAGACCACCUUAAAAAAAAUUUUUUUUUAAUUAUAUAUACUACUUAGUUGUCUGAAUGAUUGACCUUGGUAUAAUCAAUACUGAUGUUCACUUAAUUUUCAAUGCACAGAACCUUUUUUUUCCCCUUUCAUACUUCUCCACCACCUGUGUGGGAGGUUAGACCAGUUCAAUCUAGCAAAACAACUGUUUGGGAAACCUUGUUUUCAACUUCAGGUACAGGCAGUGUUCCCCAAAGCCUUGAUCAUAUUUCAUACUAUCUGAUGAAGGUAAGUUUUCUAGUACCUUCAAGUACAAUAGGAAAAAGAAAAAAAGACAGCAAAGGGUGAAAUGUUAACACAGAAUAUUAUGUAUGAUACUGGCAUUUGAUUGCACCACCACUUGUGUUGUAUCACUGUGAUGAUGCAAGCAUUAAGCAAAAACAGUAUAGCUUCCCUUUUGCACAUAGUAGUUAUCACAAUUGUCUGUUUAUAUUUAGAGGAUUUUUAGAAAAAUCAAACAAUUUUUUAGGAGUAAGUUUUUAUAGCAUUUGGUCAUCUGAUAUCAUUCAAAUGGACCAUAAGACAGCUUCAUUCUUUUUUUUUUUUAACUCAAUAUUUUUUUUGAAUGGGAACAGAUAAGGUUAGUUCAGCAACCUUGAGACUUUUAUAAAGCAACUUUUGAUAACUUACAUAGCAGCCUUGUCCAGUUAUUAGACCUUCUAAUAAGACUUGCUUCUAAUAAGGAUUGCUUUUGCUUAUAAUCAACACUGGUUUGUCAAUUUAUUUUUAAAAAAUAAGUGUUACCAAAAUGAAGAUGGGUCUUCAUGUGUGUCAAAUACCAGUUUGAUGUUCAAAAUAUUUAACCAACCUAGUGCUGCUUCAGGCUCUUCCUAUUACCAUCCUCUCCCCCUCUCCCCCUGCCCUCUCGAAAAGACUGGGCCCAAUAGCUGCCCUAAGGGCAAAAGAUCUAUCCUUGGAGGAAUAGAAGAAGAGAUAGUCUUAACUAGUUAUGUGUGAAUAUUUUUUACCCUAUCCUCUAAGUAAAGUCUUGGUUUAAAUGCAACAGUAGAAUUUGUAUUUACGAAUACUUGACCUCUUUUGAGCAAUCUCCUAUGGUUUACAAGGGACUUUUGUCUUAGAUUGAAGUAGUGACAGAGUUGAAAUAUUGAUACAACAUUCCCAUCUCUUUUAUGAUAAAAACAUACCUCCCAAAUAAUAGUGCUAAUUAAGGCCUGUGAAUAAAAGAUAAAAAAUUCUAAUAGUAGUCCUUUGAUUUUUUUCAUAAUGUCAAUUAUUUAAUUGAAAUUAAUUUCAAGAUACCAAAUGGAUAACAAACUAAAUGUGGCUAUUACAGAAAUGUAAACUGAAGGGAUCUUUAAUCAUCUGAAGGGAUCUUUAAUCUCCCACUACUAUGUGAUUACCAUACACAUAAAUACAUAGUAUACAUGUUAAUUAAAGAUGAUUUUUUGACAAAUUUGGCUAUGAAGAAAUAUCAAAACUAUAUCAAAAUAUUGAUUACAAAGGAAAGAUCAGACUUAGCCCAUUUUUGCAGUGGAUGCUUUACAGGAAUAGAAAAUAGUUAUUGUUAGACUUAAUUAAAAAAAUAUUUUAAUAUACCACUCACUUGCCCUUUGAUAGUCACUUGAGAGUCAGGGUGGAUGGGUAACUAGUUUGAUUAAACCUGUUUUUAUGUCAUUAAAGUGCUUAAGCAUUUUAUGAGGAAAGUUCAUCUCUUUCUUCCCAGAAAGAGGUUUGUGAAUUACAUUAAGCAAAAGUGGUUUGUCCCAGACCAGGUUUGGUAUAAUUUUUUUUAAUGCAUUUAGCUCUUUACUGACAGAAGUGAAAAUAUUAUUCCUAAUAGAUAGGUGCUAUCUCAUAGUUAAGUAGAAAGUAAACACAUAUGUUUGUAUAAACAUAUCCUGCCCAGUUUUCCAGAGUCAAAGAAAACCAGAGCUGGACAGUAGUUAGAGCAGUAAAAACAGAUUUCACUUGGGAACUAUUACAGGAUAAGAAAAGAGAUCUCCGUGUAGAAUUGGGGUCUUUUCAUAACAUAGCAUGGGCAAUGGACAAGUGGUGAUUAAUAGCUAAGGAACAAGUUGGGGGUGGGGGUUGGAGUUGUCAGUGGAUAGAAAAUCACUAAGAGGAAACAUCAGGGGUAGGGAGAUUCUGGCUAUGUUAAUCUAACAGGAUUCUUGCUGAAGGCAGGCCAGGUUGAUUGGGCAUUACCUGGGGAUGAUGAGAGAUGAGGAAUUUGGUCAAAUACUGAGAGUGAUUGAAAUUAAUGGUGGGGAUUCUGGCUAACCCAACUUAGCAUUAUUCUUGCUAACAGCUGAACUUGACAAGGCCCAAGGAUGAGGCCCAGUUGGAAAGUGGCUAAAGGAACCUGUUUAGAGUUUGGUGAAGGAGAGACCACUUGUCACCAGCAAGCCAGGUACUUUCCAGUGAACUCAUCCAUGUGGCAAAUAAGGACAAAGGAUUUUUGCACAUACCAUCUGGGGAAAGGGUUAGUAGGUGAUCUCCCAAAAAGACUGAAUACAGGAGUAUUUCAUUAUCGUAUUGAUCUGAUCUGGCUCAGUCUCACUCUCAAACACCUAUCAAUAGCUGACCCAUCUCUGAGUAUCAGAUUGACAUUAACCCAGCUCAGGAGACUGCCUGGGAAAAACAGACUGCCUACUUAUUAAUUAUUAACCCAGCAAAACAGACUGCCUACUUAUUAAUUCAUAAUUAGAAAUUGAGCAUCUGCAUGGGGAUGAUAGGUUAUAUGACAAUUCACCUUUCCUUAUAAACAGAUGUAUAUAGUAAAUCACAUCAUAAAAUUGCUUGGUAAACAUGUUAAAAGAAACAGGUCCAAAAUGGAGUCACUUGUGGCUUCACAAGUGAAUUCUACCAAACAUUUAAAGAAGGGUUAAUACCUAUUCUUUUCAAACUAUUCCAAAAAAUGGAAGAGGAAGGAAAGCUUUCUAUGAGGCCAGCAUUACCCUGACACCAAAACCAGAUAGAGUCACUACAAAAAAAAGAGAGAACUAUAGGCCAAUAUCUCUGAUGAACAUAGAUACAUAUAUCCUCAACAAAUUAUUAGCAAACCAAAUCCAACAAUACAUUAAAAAAAAUCAUUCACCACAAUCAAGUGGGAUUUAUUCUUGGGAUAUAAGGGUGGCUGAAUGUUCACAAAUCAAUCAACUUGAUACAUGACAUCAAUAAGAAAAAGGAUAGGGUUGCCUGGGUGGCUCAGUCAGUUAAGCUUAAGACUCUUGAUCUGGGCUCAGGUCAUGAUCUCAUGGUUGUGAGAUCAAGCCCCAUAUCAGGCUCCAUGCUGAGUGGGGAGCCUGCAUGGAAUUCUCUCUCUCUCUCUCUCUCUCUCCCUGCC